GAAUUUAGUCGGGUGCGGACGCCGCUCUCCCACGGCGGUUUCAGUGCUCGCGCUGUCUGCCCACACCCCUUUUGUUCGAGACAAAAGAAAAAACAAAGGAAGUGCGUGAGCGAGAGAAGCAGGCCCUGCCGCCCCCCAGUUCGCCCCCUUUUAUUUUCCACCACGGCGACUAUAAUCGAUUGCGAAGUUGUCUCCGGGUCUGGGUUAUGCAGCGGGGCAGGUUGGCGCUGAGAGAGAGUGCCUCAGUGGCGAAGCGGUCCGCGGGUGCGCGGCGGCCGAGCACCCCGUCGCAUCAACAUGUCCGUCUCCUGCUCUGGAUUCCGCGGCCUCCACGAGAUGCCGCGACGAGCCCGCUCGCCAUCAUAACGCCUUUGAAGCUUUGUGCUCGGAUGGGGCCGCUUGGUGUUAGGUGACUUGAGCACUCCAGGUAGUAACCGAAAGCAUGAUUGCAGUUGACAGCACAGUCUCGCACAGCGGAGCUGCCCGCUUCGCCGCCUGGCGAUGGACGCGGCAAGCGCGGACAGGAUAACAUGAUUCUGCGCGACGGAGCGGGUGGCCUGCCGGACCCGAUGUCGACCGCACCCAACGGCUCGGUGGCCAGCUGGACGCGCGACGAGGACCCCGGCUCGGGCCAGAACGCGGCCGUGCGGCUCACGCUGCUCUCGUGCGUGUCGGCGGCGGGCUCGCUGGGCGGCGUGUUCGUCAUCAGCGCGGUGAUCGUGAUGGAGCCCCUGCGCACCCGCGGCAACGCCUUCCUCGUGUCGUCGGCGCUGGCGCACCUGCUGGUGUCGGCGCUACUGCUGCCGUCCACGUGUGUGGCCAUUCUGGCGGGCGUGACGCGCGACCCGGGCCUGUGCCACUUCCAGUGGGCCCUGCUCGUCGUGUGCCUGGUGGCCAGCCUGCUCUCGUUCGCCUGCCUGGCUGCCAGCCAGGGGCUGGCGCUGCGCUGCUCGCGCGGCGCCGUGCUCGCCGCGGCGCUCGCCAGCUGGGCCGUGGCCGCCACCGUGGCGCUGGGCCAGCGCGGCCUCGGACUGGGACCGACGUUCUGCGGCGGCACGCCGAUGGCCAGCAACGUGCCGCUGCAGGCGACCGUGGCGGCGCUCUGCAUCUUGGUGCCCGUGCUGCUCACCGUGCUAGGCUUCGGCGUGGCGCUGGCCCGCGCGCGGCGCCACGAGCCCGACGGCGCGGCGCUCGAGCUGCUCAAGAGCCACGUGGCCGUGUACCUGCUCACGCUGGCUAUGUGGGUGCCCGGCGUGGCGCUAGCCGCCGUGUCGCUCAGCCGCCAGGUCCCGCCGCACCUGGUCGACGUGGCGUGGUGGCUGGCGCUGUCGCACUCCUGCCUCUACAGCUACGUGUACGCCGCCACGCACCGGACGUUCCGUGUGGCCUUCAACAAGCUCUUCUUCUACUGUUGCUGCAAGAGCCACGUGACCUUCUCGAGGCCCUCGCGUGAGCAGCGCAUCGGGCCGCAGGGCUCCGGCGUCGGCCUCCGGGUUCACAUUAUUCCCGCCAUGAACAUUUACUCGGCCAAAAAGGACUCUAGCCAGGCGGCCGUCAAGCACUGCGUCCAGGGAAAAGGGCUGCACUGCAGCUACGACCUCUAGCUGCGGGCCCUCCUCCCGCCCCUCACAGUGUGGUGCUACGGCGCUGACCGCCGCAGGUCUUUUCAAAGCGCUGCUUCUCGGAUGUCGGGGCGCAAACGGGGACAUUGUCUGUCUGUGCUAUAUAACUGUUUUCAGUAUUCAUAUAUUCGUGUCAUCGGUCAGCGAGCGCCGCAGAAGCAUCUGUCGUGUAAGCAUAUAUCUAAAGGUCCAGACUUAUGUGUCAGUGGCGAAGUGUACUUACGUUCUUCGCGAGUCUUCUUUCCAUCCCCGUCCUAUCGGAUGUUGCGAAAAUUCUGUGUUCCGCGAAUCGAGUUAUGUGUGCUUUUGUCCUUACAUAUUGAAACUGUAAAAGCGCACAAAGACGAGAACAAAGAGAGUGGACAGGACAAGGCGCAAGUAAACCAACUAGCCCAGUUAUCCAUUCUGUUUUGUCCGUAGAUGCAGGAGAAGAAAACUCGAGGAUGUGGUGGAAAGAAUGAGGAUGAAUACGGGCGCGUAGACUUAAUAUUGUUUUCUAAUGAUCGCAAUGCCCUAAUUAGACAAAGACAUCUCCAGCAACACUGUAUAUAUUGUUGCUUGUACAGAAGACACACUGACUGUCAAAACAGAGUAAAAUCAGCUGCCGCUUUCAUGGCCAGCAGUUGAAAGCAGAACAGAGAAGUCUGAAAUUUGAAUAAUGCAUGAACCCAAUCUAGUAUUUGUGAUGCAAGAAACUAGGAAAAUAAUGCUUGGACAACAAAGUAUGCCAUGUUGUCUUGUAUUGCACUUACUAAUGAAAAAUAUUGAAAUAUGAUUACGCAUACAUUCCCACAUAAAGCGUGAGCUCGCUUAUAUCUGCCAUUGUCAGAUUAAAAACAUUGUUAAUGCGUUCGUUAGUCCAGUUAUGGGGAAGCGUUGUUGCUCCUUGAAGCAUGGAUAUUUCCCCAUGUACUGUUUGUGUAACUCUAGGGACACAACAUUAAAGCGCCAGCAUUGGUAACCUUUCUGAACUGCGACAAAGCAUUUCAGACACGCUACAGUUGCGCCUUAUAGAAGUCUGUUAAUAUCUGAACGAAAAAUUUGCGACGAAGGAACAGAAUCAAAUAUUUAUGUAUCUCGGUUUCGUAGAUGGCUUUAUUUUUUAAAAUGAGCGAGUGACAGCAACCAUGAAGAAGCAUUGCCAUGCUCAAGCUACACUAUUUUUGUUCGGAGGGGCGCGUCGGAGCCCAUACUCAGAUUUCUGCUAUUGAAAGAAAUAAAUUUUUGUAGUUGUUGCAUACUAUUGCCAAAGCAGGCGUCGGGCUUACUAAUAUUCUAUAGUGCUUUCCGUGGCGACUACCAGACAAAUGGCCUUCAGGUACAAAUGGCUGAGGCUCGUAGAUGUCUACCUUAUUGCAAAAUUUUGCAGUCUGUUGCAUUUAAACAAUUCACGACACUUAAAAGCAUUGCCCAAGAGCCGCGAUACGGGCUCUAUUUUUGAACAAAGCGUUCCCCCUUUCCCGUGGCCGUAACACAGUAUUGUUGCGUAGGAGUACGUGCAACAAGCUUCGACUGAAAUGUCCGCCGACAUCGAAGCGGUCCCUUUGUUGACCACGAUAGGUUAUCGAUGAGAAGCCUCAACCACAGUGCCAAACUAUUUCACCAAAUGAGUAGUGCUUAGGCUUAGAACAAUGAACCUUAAAGAGCCCGAAAUUUCAAAGUGAACACUGAAAUAAAGAACUACAGUAAACUUCAAAACGUACCAAAAAAAAAAAAAGCCAAUGAAGUGCCUGCUAUCACUAUAUGACGGUUCGAUAGAUGGUUAAGCUAGCUUCCCAUCGACACCACUCGAUCACUUAGCCAACAGCUGGCGAAUUCAUUAGCUAAAAGUUUAAAAAAAAAAGCAGCGCUUAGACGAGCCUGAGGAGCAAAGGACACACACGCAAACAACAGCGCUGCUUUUGUUUUCCCCAAACGUUACGUGAAAUGUUACACCUUCCGGCCCAAACUUGCGCCAUUCUGUCGCGAGAACUUUGCUUUCAGAGUAGAUAUACCGGGAAGACGCAAUUGCAGAUUACUUUUGUUGCCAAAACCCUUUUCUCUUCUUAAUAUAUUUCUGACAACAAGUGCAUUCUUGCUACGAAUCAGGGCAUCGUUGUCGUUCCAAAGGAAAUAAGCGAAUUAUUCUUCGCACGCUGAACGACGAGUGAUUGGUUUAUCGAUUAAAUUUGGAGAUUACGUGUACACGAUCCAAUUCUUAUCAACCGAUUCUUCUGAUAAGUCUGCGCUCCCGCGGUUUCAUUUUCUUUUCAUUUUCGCUUUCGAUCAAGCACGCUACCGAACAGAUAUGGAACCGCACUCCAAAACUGCAACCAGUCAAAUUUAUCCCGAACCAAAAAGAAAGGAAUACCAAAUCUUUGAGGUUUAUGCAUUGAAUUUUGAUAAUAAAUCGGUGAGAACGAAAGUAACCGUUCUGUUUCUCUCCUACAAAAACGUCCAAGGAAAUUGCGCACUCUGUCACUUUAUGGUGAGGACCAUUCUGGAAGGACGUCAUAGUAGGCGUAAAUAAGGAAGUUUUCGCGUUUAUAGUUAGUACUGUGAUUGACACAGGCGCGAUAGCCGUUCUUGAAAAUGGAAUGCUUUUGGCAUGAUUCAACACGCGAUGUCGUUUCGAGUCUCCAGGAAAGAAUACCAUUGCCGUCUAUCGGGGACAUUGCACGGGACUUGCUCGGAAGGCUUAAAGCCAUCAGGACGUGUGAACAUCGCAUCGCUGUACAUGCGGGGCACACUCCCUAAUUUUUUUUAGCGCUGAUUAAAAUUAAGCCUCACAAUUUUCGGUACCGCUGAGCUGCUUUAAGUGGUUCGCUGCCACGCUACUUAAGUAAGUUAUUUUGCUUGGCAAUAUCUUAAUUUACAUCGCAAGAAAUGAAUCUCGCUGUAGUUCGUUUAUCUUUUUAGAAUGUAUUUGUACGUCACAAUUUCUUUUACUCAUAAACUGUUAUACAUUGGGUGACCCCGAAAACAAAAGAGUAUUCUUCUUUAAAUGCUGCCAAUAAUUUCCACAAGGAAAGUCCUUUUAGGGAUGUACUUACGCUCCGCAACAGGUACGAGAUUAAUGAUGUGACGCUAAUCAAGAUAAAUAUUAUCUAGUGAUCUAACGCGAUGCAGCGCAGUUGACAUUGCUAGUUUAGUUUCUCGUUUCUUUUUUUUUCCCCUGUAUCUCUUUUCAACAGCAAUCGUGCAACCGAAUCCAAAAGAAGGCAGCAACCAUCGGCCACAGAGCGGAGAAAAGCCGCACAAAGCAUACUUACGUCCAUGAGCUGCAAGCAUCUGUGCACUUGUAACGAAUUAUUCAAAUUUUGAAACGCAAUUAAGACAAUGUGGUUCUAGGCACGCAUGGCGUACGUCAAUUUGUGAGUUGUAUGCUUCACUUAACGGUCGUCGAUGCCCCCACUGCACGUUUGAUCGGGCAUUUUGCAAGGAUACCUAGUAUAUUGGCUUAACGCGCGCUACGGGUACAUCCCCGCGCGCGCAUGAAGUUCCUCUAGAGCCUUCGCCAUGCAUAUCAAACCGAAAGUGCUUCGCGCACGCGUUGUACGUCGCAAGCGACUUUGCUUGUCCUAAUAAUCCUGACAGGCGAGUUCCAACGGCAGCCAAAGUCUGGCACACGUGCUUGAAAGCGCCGAACAGCUCACCGAAAAACAGUGUCACUGUUCGGCCACGAUGCCUGCAGCCGUUUGCUUGUGUGUCUCUAUAGGGGUGUGCGGUAUACCUAUAGCGCGUGCUUUUCGGUUACCUAAGUUGUCAUUUACGGAUUGACAGCAUGGAGUAAAAGACUAAAUGCCCAAGUUGUGUUUGCAUAUCUGUAAAAUUAAUUCCUUUGUACCCGCGCAGUGUUCAGAGAUGGCGUCGUCCGGAAGGUCGCAGGUAAAAUUAUAGCAGCUUCGUUAACGGUUCAGAGUUUGUUUCUACACGCUUCUAAGCUUCAGGACCAUGAACAGAUGGAUUUUAAUUCACGGCAAGAUGAUAGUUUAAAAAACGAACUAAAUAAAAGGCAUAAUCUGCGACAAGAACGCUUCUACGUUACUGAUUCUUCGAAAUCGAAACGUAAGAAUUAGAUGCCGAUUUCAUAUUCAUGAUUACAUAUAGGUAUGUUGUACGUUACAAUGCAGAAAUGUUUUCCGACCUGGUGGAUCUGGAGGAUUUGGUGUCUAGCGCUUCCUGACAAGUUGCGGGCAACACUGUGCUCCAAACCUUUUUAGCAGGCAUACAAGAGAUGCGGCGUAUUGGCUUGCUGUUCGCUUUGUCUGUCCUCGCGGUAAUUCCGCGAAAAACCAUAUACGGCGGACAUAACAUUCAUUCGAAAGCAUAUAUAUAUACAGGGUGUCUCAACUGUUAUGCGGCAAGAUUUUAAAACAUUCAAAUGCCACGUAGCUGGACAGUGCCAAAUGUUGUCUACCGUCGUCUGGAGAUACCCAGAUUAUUUCUUUUGCAUUCCGCCGAAUUACAUAAUUAGCGUUAAUUAAUCAAUCAACUUCUCAAAUAUUAUAAUUAGGUGGAGAGUAUCAAUGCGAAAAUUGCAGAGCAACCCGAAAAACUCUCGAUACAGCUUUCUGUUGCUCACUACGUGCAACAUAAGAGUGUUUUUCCGAGCGUGAAAGAAGACCGCGAAUACACGCGAAGUGCCUCGAGCGGCCAGUCUCGCGGUUCUAAUCUAAUUAUAGUAUUUGAAAAGUUGAUUAAUUAGUUAACGCUAAUUAUGUAAUUAGGCGCGAAAUGCAAAAGAAACAGCGACGGCAAACAAAAUUUGGCUCUAUCCAGCUACGUGGCAUCUGAAUAUUUUUAAAUAUUGGUGCGUGAUCGUUGAGACACCCUGUAUAUGCGCGUAUUAUGUCGUGUUAAAGAUUCCGUGUAGUUUGCAGCAACGUCAGUGUGCACAAGGAAGGAGAUUUGUGUAAACCCCAAGAACUGUGCGUUCUUCUACGCAGAUGCGCUGUGCAAGAACGGUUGCUGUGAAAACGCUUUUUCCUAGCGUUAUACAUAUCGCGUAAUUAAAUAUAGUGCAACACGUUGUUGCUGAAGUUUGUAUGUUUAUGCUGAGGACGGUCAUUUAGCAGUAGCUUCCCUCCCUCCCCCUUUUAUUUCCCCUUAUCUGCACUGUGGUUCUUCCAUUGACACCUACGUACAAGUUUGGUGCACUGAGUAAUUCAUUUAUAUUUUUUUUUCCUUUUUGGAGAGGCAGGAUAGUCGCAAACGUUGGUGGACCGAACUCGGAAUGGCUGCUUUCGUUUUUUGAUUCGGCCGGACCCUCGGUCCGAGCAUAUAGUUCACCUUAAUGACGACUCAAACAUCCGCGUAUUGUGCACUUCCGAUUCAGGAGAAAAUCACGGUUCAGUUAAACCUGUCGGUUCUUCGCCAGUUCGGUCCUCUUAGCACGACGAGCUUACACAAAAGGCGCGUGAGCAGGAGCCCAAUGUGUGGCAGGGGCCGCUUCUCGCCGGGCUUGCCACCGCCGCUGGGUCGCGAGACCGUUUCGUCUCACGCUCGCAAGCACCGAGAGACCGUCCUUGAGACUCGCACGCGUCGCCACUGGACAAGAAGCGAGGCCCCAGUACAUCUUGCCAUUUGGUCCAGGCAUCAGCUACGUCACACGCACGCACGCUCCAGGGGAACGGGGAGGGGGGCGGAGCCGCUAAUGCGCUUCGCACACAAACUUACGCGCACAUGCACGAGUUGAAGCCUCAUCACACACUAUCCAAGCUUAGUGUCACACACACACACAUACACACAUACACCGUACACAGACACACAAACGCCGUGAUUUAUCGCCGUCCACCAGUGCGCCUUUCGAAGAAACAGGGCAGGAAAGCUCACAUAGGUUGUGGAUUACUUGCUUUCCUAAGUAUGGGCAGCGUUCUAAACGAAAGCAAUGCGCGUUUUUACAGCGCCCCGGUUAGAAGAUUUACGAUUCCUUCCACCAUGGCUAGCGUUUAGAAAGCGCGUAGGGAAUAGAUUUAGCCUUCGCUUUAUUCGUGUGGUUGAGUCGACGGGCACGGCGUUGUAAAGUGUUGCUGCAGCUGCCGCAACCAUUAAAGUAUUAAUCUGUGCUUUAAUAUCCCGCGUAGGUUCGCUGCUAAUGUGGCAAAGAAAACGAAAAGCAUCUCUGCGCGCACACGCUCUUUUAUUUUUCCUUGUUAUAUAUUUUUUACUCGGCGCACGCACCCUACACGACACAUUACUUGAUCAAGUGCACGAUAAACAUUCACUGAAAGUUCUUGACACAAUUUCACGCAGAUCGAUCGCGCAGGUAACUCUGCGGUGUUCAAACGCCAUAUAACUUUUGCCACACAAAACAGAUAAUACACAGUAUUACCAUAUGUCGAAUAAGAAAAUACAACACCUUCGCCAAGGCUUUCCGAAGUAUUACUGCGUCGAUGAUACUGCAUUAGCCGUGUGAUGUAUCCACAAACCUAUCUUAGAGACCAUAGAUUAACCCUACGUCUAAUCGAAGACGAGGAUGAAGGCACUGCAGGGGAUUUUAUUUUUUUGGUAGUAUAUUUUGCGCAGCCAAUUAACGUGCUUGUAAAGCGCACUGAAGGAAUAAAACCUGACAUUAAAAUGGCCGACAUUUCAGUCUGCAUAUGUGAACCCUUUACAUUUGGCGUGAAAAUAUAAACUAGCAUGAAACAAAUGGGCCAAUUCAAGAGGGGGGAGAAUAAGGAGAAACACUAUGACGACCUCUUGUGUGCUAGGUUGUUUUACGCCGUUAUCAGCAGACUACUUGGAGUAGUAAUGUAUGCGGUGAAUAGUUUUUCCAAGACAAGUAGUGAACGGUGAAAGGCAUCCUUCUGCAGAAAGGAAGAUAAAAAAAAAACAUGUUCGGUGGCUCCCUAGGCUUAUCGCAGUGGUAUAAAUUGAAAUGAGCGGUUAAAGAACUUACUAUAGACGUUGUAGCAUUGCCGAAGUACGACAUUCGCGGAGUUCCCAUUUACCCACCCCAGCGAAUGUUCCCCAGCGCUCGGCAAAGAGCGAAAGUUUUGCAGACUGCGAGUGAAACAUUGUACAAACAGUGUCGCCAGUAUGAUGCCCAGAAACGGUUGUUGUUUGUAUACUCUGUAGCAUGUUGUCCAUAUUUUUUUGUCGACUUAUACAAGUACGCGUGUGCUCAUGUUUGUGGACGUUUCGCAUAUACAUGCUGCUCUUACAGAUUGCAAUUUGUUCUGUACUGUAUGUACCGCUUCGCUUCAAUUGCCUUCUCCGUGGACUUCGGGUUGAUUUCGUUGCGUGUAUGUUCGUGCAUAUGUGUUCGUAGCAAGAAGGUCAUGUACAUCAGAGCAUGCGGCAAGGUGUGUUAUUGCGGGAAGGAAAAAAAAAAGUGCCGCCGGUGAACGCGAACGGUCUUUCACAAACGCAUCGCUCUGCCCGUCCGGGCAUGUGCCUGCAUAGCUGGCCGCAAAAUUCCGCGCAGGCUCGAACGACUCGCCCCCGACGCUUCGUUUCAGGCGCCUCGCCAGAGCCCCGUGCUUCCGACACCGCAGGGCGCCCUGGUUACGCGGCGCGAGCCCUGGACGUGGUGCCCAGGGGGGUCGCCAGGCUAGCAGGGACGGCGCAGGCACUUGCGAAACUAACUACGGCAGAGCGUGACCGCGUUUGCGCGUCCGCCACCGAAGAUCGCAGCUUCCGCUCUCCUGUCAUACCUUGCUAGCUUCGCGAGCUUUCACUGCGGAAAUGUGAAAACACUUCUUUUGGUAACCGCGUCGCGAACACGGAACAGUGUCGUGGGUUCGGCCUGCCGUGGCUUGAGGCGCAGCCACCCUGCGGCGCAGGCAAAACGGGGCACGCCGUCACGCCUCCCGGCAGCCGACAUGGAGGUGCGGGCGCGAGUGUCCGAUUGACUGCCACGAGCAUCUGGGUGCCGGGAGUGGAAAGGAUUGUCCUUGGGGAAAGAAAAAGCGAACGCGCGAAGCGGCUCCGGCAGAGACGUGCUGCUGUCAGCGCGCCCGCGCACCGUCUGUUGUACUCUAUACUCUACCUACAUGUGCAUUUCACGUGGCCGACCGGACGGACUGCAGAGCGACAGGAUAUUUUUCAACAGGAGGUGGUGCCCACCCAUUCGGCGGUCAACGUGCUUUUGUCAGUGUGUUGUUACAUCGGUACGUUUUACAAGCCUUUUACGAAAUUGUGCACUGCUUGUGUGUACAUGAUAAUAAAAAUGUUGCCAGUAUCUUUGUAAA
This is a messenger RNA of Dermacentor albipictus, 9796 nucleotides long. RefSeq names its product melatonin receptor type 1B-like. The record is from RefSeq and is a predicted model, not a curated record. Gene Ontology annotation, molecular function: G protein-coupled photoreceptor activity. Gene Ontology annotation, biological process: cellular response to light stimulus; phototransduction; G protein-coupled receptor signaling pathway. Lineage: Eukaryota; Metazoa; Arthropoda; Arachnida; Ixodida; Ixodidae. Gene Ontology annotation, cellular component: plasma membrane.